Molecule: messenger RNA, 1155 nt
Organism: Diaporthe amygdali
Lineage: Eukaryota; Fungi; Ascomycota; Sordariomycetes; Diaporthales; Diaporthaceae
Product: lpha-ketoglutarate-dependent taurine dioxygenase
Exons: 3
Coding region: 1-1155 (384 amino acids)
Cellular component (GO): cytoplasm
Molecular function (GO): 2-oxoglutarate-dependent dioxygenase activity
Source: RefSeq, a predicted model, not a curated record
AUGGCCCCAGCUCCUAUUAUUCCUGAGAUCGUCGACGUUGCCGAGCCCCGGAAGGAUAACCUCGGUCUCCCCGAGUCCACGGCUGCCCGGCUAAAGAAGGCAAACAUCGACCUCAGCAACGGCUACCCAUACCGACCUUCGCGUCCUCUCUACCUAGACGAUGUAUACAAAAUCAGGAGCAAGGAGCGUGUUCACAACGACCCCGGCGCCAGGGCUGACAAGGAGAAGAAGUCCCUCUUCUCGGCAGCUACCAAGGUCACCGACCUGACUGCGUACAUCGGCACUGAGAUCGAGGGCCUUCAACUGAAGGACCUCACUGACCAGCAGAAAGAUGAGCUCGCACUCUUGAUAGCAGAAAGGAGCGUUGUCUUCUUCAGAGACCAAGACCUUUCCCCUCAACAGCAAUUGUCACUGGGAGAGCAUUUCGGUGAGGUUGAGGUCCAUCCCCAAGUCCCUCAAGUGCCGGGCCUACCCGGUGUAUCCAUCAUUUGGCCAGAUCUCAUGGCCACAGAAAGAGCGGCCAACUUCAGAAACCCAGGAGGUGCAUCCCGGUGGCACACAGACCUGGUCCAUGAACUUCAGCCGGCUGGCUAUACACACCUUCACAUCGACUCUGCGCCUCCCGUCGGCGGCGACACUCUCUGGGCAAGCGGAUACUCUGCCUACGAGAAGCUGUCUCCUGACUUUCGCAAGAUCAUUGACGGAAAGCAGGCAGUUUAUGUCUCGGCACAUCCCUACUUAGAGCGUGAGCACCCUGAGGAGGGCCCCAAGCACAUUGAGCGAAUUCAUCCCCUGGUGAGGGUCCACCCGGCUACUGGCUGGAAGUCUCUCUUCGUCAACAGGGCUAUGACUCGUCGGAUCGUGGGCCUGGACAAGGCCGAGAGUGAUGUUAUCCUGGGUUAUCUGUUCGAUGUGUAUGAGAAGAACGUCGAUAUCCAGGUGCGAUUCAAGUGGACGCCGAACACCAGCGCCAUUUGGGACAACAGAAUCACAAUUCACAACGCAAGCUGGGAUUACGCCGGCAAGCACCCGAGACACGGAACUCGCGUGACUUCGCUGGCCGAGAAACCGUAUUUCGACCCGAGCGCGCCGACCCGACGCGAGGCUUUGGGACAACUGGGCUCUGAUGAGCUGCAAGUCGAUGGACCUGUGUAG